Molecule: messenger RNA, 1269 nt
Organism: Exophiala bonariae
Lineage: Eukaryota; Fungi; Ascomycota; Eurotiomycetes; Chaetothyriales; Herpotrichiellaceae
Exons: 3
Coding region: 1-1269 (422 amino acids)
Cellular component (GO): cytoplasm
Molecular function (GO): electron-transferring-flavoprotein dehydrogenase activity; flavin adenine dinucleotide binding
Source: RefSeq, a predicted model, not a curated record
AUGUCCGACAAGGCACUGAUCUAUCUUAAACUUGCUGGGCACAUUCUGACUACCUUGAACUACCUCCUGAGAACCUUCAUCUCAUCAAAGAUUAACCAUUGGACUUACGAGCCUGGAGACAACCCCAAAACAAUUGUUGUUAUCGGCGCAUCGUUCGCUGGCUACCACCUAGCGAAACAACUCGUCCAGACCAUCCCCAGUGGCUAUAGAGUGGUGCUGAUCGAAAAGAAUUCCCACUUUUUCUUCACAUGGAUCUUUCCACGAUCGACAGCCAUCCCCGACCACAUUCACAAAGCAUUCAUCCCGUAUCUUGAGCAGCCGCCAUGGAGCCCGAAAGGAGCAUACACAUUCAGAAAGGGUACUGUCAUCUCCAUUGACUCGAAGAAGGUCUUUCUGGAAGACGGGUCGGAGAUCGAAUACGAGUAUCUCGCUAUUGCAACUGGUUCCCAUGCGAGAUACCCAUCCAAGAUGCAGACGACUGAUAAACCAGACUGCAUCAAUUAUUUCCACGAUCAACAAGAGCGCAUCAGGAAAGCACAGAGUGUUAUAGUGGUCGGGGGCGGCGCGGCAGGCAUGGAGAUAGCCAGUGACACGAAGUCCAAAUACCCAGAAAAGGACGUGACUCUGAUCCAUUCCCGUGAUCGGCUCUUGAACCAGUUUGGACCUCUACUCCAUGCCAAAGCACAGGAGGCGCUUGAUACGCUAGGGGUCAAGACUUACCUCAACGAACGUGCCACCACUGGGAUUGAUGAAGAAUAUCCAAAGGAAGUCACACUCAAAAGUGGUCUCGUUCUGCAUUGUGACACGCUAGUCCGUUGUACGGGCCAGCAUCCACGUGGAGAUUUAAUCAAAGACUACUCUCCUGCAUCGAUCUCCCCUUCAGGCAAAAUCCUUGUUGACAAGGACAUGAGGCUGGCCAGCUCGCCGAACCCCAAUAUCUUCGCUGCCGGCGAUGUAGUCGACACUCCAGGUCCGAGCUUGGGACGAGCGGCCGCAAACCAUGGCAUUUUCGUGGCGGAGAACAUUAUACGCGCCAUAAAGGGCAAGGCCUUGAAGCCGUUCAAGCCAGGAAUGUUCGACUGGUCAAUCGUAUUGACGCUUGGUCUGGCAAAAGAAGCAUCCUAUAUGAGCGACGGGGUGAGAGAAAUCGCUUUUGUGCAUAAAUCGCACCACGGAGAUCUUGGGGCGAGUCGUGUGUGGCAGAUGUUCGGUGUUAAGCCAUUCGAAGAUCCUAACGACAGUGACGAAAGUAAGGCUGUUGAAGCUUAG